AAUAUGGUUAUCAAGAAAAUUAUCAAUGCGUAUGAUAAUUAUAAUUGGAAGUAUUUUAAAUCUAGGAGUAUUUAUUCGUUUAUUAUCAUUAAUAAAACAAAAUAAUAGUUAUUUACCAUUAAUUAUUGGACAAAUAUUUCCGGCAAUAGGAGCACCUUUCUUUUUAAAUUCUACAGCAUUAUUUUCUGCUCGUUGGUUUUCACCUUCUCAACGUGAUAUAGCAACAUCAAUUUGUUCAAUGGCUAAUCCAUUAGGUUUAGCUAUUGGUUCUCUUCUACCAUCAUUAAUAAUAACUGAUAAUCCAUCAUCAAAACAAUUUUUUAUUCUUUUAAUAAGUGAAUCUUGUUUUACUCUGUUAACAACAUUAUUAAUAAUAAUUUUAUAUCGUUCUCAACCUCGAUCUCCUCCAUCACCUUCCGAAGAACAUCAUCAAUUAAUUAAUUUAAAACAAGAUUUUAUUAAUCUUAUUACAAAUCGUCAUUAUUUAAUUCUUUUAUUUGGUUUUAGUGUUGGUUUAGCUUUAUUUAAUUCUAUAAACAA
Messenger RNA from Rotaria sp. Silwood2, 540 nucleotides. The record is from the annotation of a GenBank genome assembly. Lineage: Eukaryota; Metazoa; Rotifera; Eurotatoria; Philodinida; Philodinidae.